This is a messenger RNA of Astrephomene gubernaculifera, 2377 nucleotides long. The record is from the annotation of a GenBank genome assembly. NCBI's taxonomy places the organism in Eukaryota, Viridiplantae, Chlorophyta, Chlorophyceae, Chlamydomonadales, Astrephomenaceae.
AGCUAUUACGCCUCCAUCAUCCUUUGGGAGGGACCAGCGUACCCAAUACAGAAAUGCAGACCCAAAUGCGAAGCGCCCGGCGCUGCUUCAGCGGCCGCCAGGCUGCCUCGCGCCAGCUGCUGGUCCCUGCCAAGGGCGUUGCUUCUGGCCGCAGCCGGACGCAGGUUGCCGCGCGGGCUGCCUUCCAAAAGGUGCUCAUCGCCAACCGCGGCGAGAUUGCUGUCCGUGUCAUCCGCGCUUGCAAGGAGCUAGGCCUGCAGACCGUUGCCGUUUACUCCACGGCAGACAAGAACUCUCUGCAUGUCCAGCUUGCUGACGAGGCCGUGUGCAUCGGCGACUCGCCCUCCUCCGAGUCCUACCUCAACAUCCCCAACCUGCUGGCGGCGGCGGUCAGCCGGGGGGCGCAGGCGGUGCACCCGGGCUACGGUUUCCUGUCGGAGCGCGCCGAGUUCGUUGAGAUCUGCAACGACCACGGCCUGGAGUUCAUCGGGCCCAAGCCCGUGCAGAUUCGCCUGAUGGGCGACAAGUCCACCGCUCGUGACACCAUGAAGAAAGCCGGUGUGCCCACCGUGCCGGGCUCCGAGGGCCUCAUUGCGGACGAUGCGGACGCGCAGGCCACCGCGGACCGCAUCGGUUACCCCAUCAUGAUCAAGGCCACGGCGGGCGGUGGCGGUCGCGGCAUGCGCCUGUGCACCAAGGAGGAGGACCUGAUGACCCUCUACAAGCAGGCCCAGCAGGAGGCCGAGGCCGCCUUCGGCAACGGCGCCGUGUACAUGGAGCGCUACGUGCAGAACCCGCGCCACAUCGAGUUCCAGGUGCUGGCGGACAAGUACGGCAAUGUCGUACACCUGGGCGAGCGCGACUGCUCCGUACAGCGGCGCAACCAGAAGCUGGUGGAGGAGGCGCCCUCGCCCGCGCUGACGCCCGAGGUCCGCAAGGCCAUGGGUGACGCCGCCGUGGCCGCCGCCAAGGCCAUCGGCUACGUGGGCGUGGGCACCAUUGAGUUCCUGUGGGAGAAGAAGGGCUUCUACUUCAUGGAGAUGAACACCCGCAUCCAGGUGGAGCACCCCGUCACUGAGAUGAUCACGGGUGUUGACCUGAUCCAGGAGCAGAUCAAGGUGGCCAUGGGCGAGCGACUCACCUUCACGCAGGAGGACAUCAAGUUCAAGGGUCACGCCAUCGAGUGCCGCAUCAACGCGGAGGACCCCUUCCAGAACUUCCGCCCCGGCCCCGGCCGCGUGAGCACCUACCUGGCUCCCGGCGGCCCGCACGUGCGCAUGGACUCGCACCUCUACCCCGACUACCUGGUGCCGCCCAACUACGACUCGCUGCUGGGCAAGCUCAUCGUGUGGGGGGCGGACCGCAAGCAGGCCAUCUCCCGCAUGUCCCGCGCGCUGGACGAGCUGGUGAUCACGGGCGUGCCCACCACCGCGCCCUUCCACAAGCUCAUCCUCAAGACGGAGGCGUUCAAGGCGGGGGAUGUUGACACUGGCUUCAUCCUGAAGUACGCUGACGAGCUCAAGGAGCCCCCACCGACCCCCAAGCUGCGUGCCUACAUGAGCGACCUCAUCAAGUCGCGCAAGACCAAGUCCGUCAAGGCCUAAGCUGAUGCAGCUGCAGUCGGGCGCAUUGGGCCGCUGGUGCUACGAGGAAGUGACGAGGUCGAGGGAUGGAGAGUUGCGACGAAUGACCUUGCCACAUCUUACUGGACAGAAGCUAGGGCUACUUCUUGGUGUUUUGGGUGCUCGGAGGAAGAAUGUGGGGGCCAAGGGAAUGCGACACAUCUGACCGGUCUUGGUCGUGCGGUUUAGCGGCUAUUCGUGAAGGGCUAGAUGUACGGCACUCGUAUCCCAUGGCUGUACCGUACGCAAAGCUUCAUAGGGGAUAUCGGGUGUCUGGCUGAAUAUAAACCUUUGGGCGAUGAUUAUGGGAACAUGGUUGGGGAUAAGUGACGGGUGCCUCUUGUGGUCGUGUGUGCACGCAAAGUGCACCAGAAACCCAUGCGACAUGCAGGAUUGAGCUAACCGAAUGCUGCCGCGUAUUUGGGGUGCCUUCGGCGGAGGGCACGGGAGGUGUUCGUAUGCGCGAUGCUUCUUAUGUACCCGAGUCCCACGCCCUUUUUGGUGCCGCAUGCGCGUAGCUGCGGCUUUUCCUUUGUGGCGUGGUUGACCCCAUUGCUUUUGCCAUAAGCUACGUGCUGAAUCAUAUAUAUGCUGUGUGCGUGUUUAGCACGAUUGGGGGCGGGGAAAACGGUGGGCAAAAGGCCCCAUGCAUUGAUGGCGGGGGUGGGCCCUAUCGAAUGUGUACCUGAACCCAUCUGCACGGCCGCGCGCACGUACCUACUGAUGCAUAUUGUUUAGCCACCUAACCAAUGCCC